ACGGGGGAAGAUUCCGGGGCUAACCUCGACACUUCGGGCGUAAAUGUCAUGGGUGUUUGUUUAUUAUUUUUAUUUUGAUUAAAUUGGUUUUACUCCGUCCCCAUUCAAUAAUGGCUCUUUUGUUUCUGGAAGAAGAUCCUUGGAUUCUGGAGCAUGAAUCCUGCGAAAAGCUCCAAAGAGAGAUCAUGGGGCAGCUGACUGAGAGGCAGAAAUUCCCCAGAACGCACUCGCUUUAUGCUCAGAUCUCCGCUGAUAUCAGGCUGAGGCUGAAGCAGUUUAACAACGAAGUGGAUCAGCUCAAACAGAAACUGGAUGCUUCUUCAGGCUCUAAUGCAAUAACUGCGGCGGAAUCCGAAAGGCGUGUGCGGCAAAUAGAGGUUCUCCUGACCAAGGCCCUUCAGAUGCAGAAACUGUUUAACGAGCAGCUAACGGAAAAGCGAAUGGAAGAACGGCAAACUUUGCUGGGCCCUCGAAGUAUAGAUUGGGAUGAAUACAGCAGCGGAACAUCAAGAGUGUCUGUUGAUAAUAUGCGGGCGAAGCAACAGGAAAUGUUGAGUGAUCAAGAGAAAGGCUUGGAGAAUCUCUCGAAAAUAAUCUCCAGACAAAAAGACAUUGCGCACACAAUUGCAAACGAAGUGGAUUUUCAUAAUGAAAUCAUUGGGGAUAUAGGCAUUCAAAUUGAUCGAACUGAUCAGAGAGUGCGAGUGGAGACCGAAAGGGUGGGCACAGUAGGUAGGAAAGAUAAUACUUGUGGGUACUGGAUUGUGAUAAUUAUUCUUCUGGUCAGUAUAAUAGUUGUUGCGGCUUUGUAAGAAGCUCGUACGGCCAUAUAUUGGUUCUAUUGGUC
Molecule: messenger RNA, 847 nt
Organism: Dendroctonus ponderosae (mountain pine beetle)
Lineage: Eukaryota; Metazoa; Arthropoda; Insecta; Coleoptera; Curculionidae
Product: syntaxin-8
Exons: 5
Coding region: 111-812 (233 amino acids)
Biological process (GO): intracellular protein transport; vesicle fusion
Cellular component (GO): endomembrane system; SNARE complex
Molecular function (GO): SNARE binding; SNAP receptor activity
Source: RefSeq, a predicted model, not a curated record